GGAAAGUGAUCCAGAUAUCUGUUCUGAUUGAUCCUCAGCAGCCGUUUUACUCCCUGAUAGUAACUAAGACGCCUUCCACAAUGGAGAUUCGGUGGAUGCACAGCAUCCAGCUGGUGCUGCUUCUAACCCUCACCACUAUUCCCAUCAUCCGAGCGACGUCAUCGAAAGAACAAAAGCAGCACGAAAGCUUAGGAAACAGUCCCAGCGUAGCAUCGGCAUCAAGCAAAUGGGACUCCUCUCCCAGGGUAGAAAGCGACACGCAUCCCGAUUCCGGUCACUUUCGAUUGGUAGACGACGAGCUAAUUGGUGCGCGUGCGGCUACAGAGUCGUCGCCGUCGUCGUCAUUCACGCACAGCACCCAACCCAAGAAGCACCUACUGGGCAAGGAAAGCAAAAAGUACCGGAAAAAGUACGUGUCCGAAGAUGAUUAUCGAAAAUCGAUGCCACACGCCGAUGCCCCACAGUCUGCGGAUGGUGUUGGCAGCACCGGGGAAAAGCAAACGACUGGAACAUCAGCCAAAUCCAGCGAACCGCACAGCAGAAAGAAGCGCCUGAUCUGGGUUACGGACGAUGGUCGGCUGGCACUGCCGCCCGGUACGUCACUAACGAUUGCGCCGACGAUCGCGCUGCCGUUUGUGCGUUACCCACCGACCGGCUUUCUGUCCAACAUCUCUAUCAGUUUGCCCAUAACGAUUGACUUCGAUAAGCUGGGCCUGACGGAUAACCAGAAUCCGCUCGGUGUGUUACCGCCCCUGUUUGCGAGAUCGAUGGGCCAGGCAGCCGGAUCGGUACUGGCGGACUAUGUGUCGGACUACAUGCGGCUGCAGAGACGGAAGCGUAGCAUUCCGAGCACGGCGAACGAUCACUUCAAGAUCACGACAAACCGGUUGGAUGAUGAGGAUGGUGGAGAUCAGUCAAUGCCACAACUUCCGGCAGAACAUAAGCAUGCGUUCCAUGGUGGAGAACGAGCGCUCCUGUACGUGGUGGUGGAAGAUUUCAUCGCAAACUUUGGUCUGGACGGGAGAGCAUGCAUGCUUCGUGCCAUAUGUGAGGUGCAUUCGAAAUCGAUCGAAAAAUUUGGCCUGAUCGGAGAGAUGCUGAAACUCUUCUUUACCGCAUCAUUGUCGCCAUAUUCCGAGCAUUUAGACGAGUACGUGACGGCGGAAAAGGUUGGCCGGGGACAGGAUGGACCGGGCGAAUGCUUCCCAUACUACAAGGACUGUCCGCGUAGCUUAUUCCGCUCGUCAAACAACCCCCAACACAUGUAUCAGCAACCGGAGCAACGUCACCGGCCAUCGGACUUUGACCGUGAUGUAGACGACGAGGAACACUUUGACAACGAGAUUCCAGGAGAUCCGGUGCGUGAACCACGUGCCACUAGCAGUUCGCGAAGCAGCAACACCAAAGAAAACACGAUCGUACAGCUGGAGCAGCGUGAUCUAGCGGAGAUGGCAAUGUAGGGAAGUAAAGGUGGCCAGCACAAUCUGUAGGCAAAAACGUAUAUCUCGGGGUUUUUGUAGUUUCUGGUGCUACAAAGCGGUUUUUUUUUUUUGUUUGGUUUGGUUAGGCGAGGAAGAAAGAUCCAACCAACAGAAGGGUAUUAAAGAGUAGAAACGUUCGAAUGAUUGAGAGUUACUGUUGUAAAGCUUAGUGUAAUAGAGAUCGGCAGUGGAGAUCGUGGGAUGAUGGUCCCUGGUUUAGAUAGAAUAGUAAUUUAUUCCUAUUUGUUAGACCCGAACGUUGUGUUAAGCGGGUGCAUGUUGUUGAAAGUACGAGUGGUUUGGCGAACACGUAGACCAAUGUCCAAUGUGCAGAACAGUCCUACGAGGAAGUAGACAGCGUUGUUUUUAUUAUUUAUUGUAACUAUUUGCAGCAACAGGUGCCCAUAAUUUUGAAUUAGUCGCUAAAAAAAUGCAGGGAGAACGACGAAGAGAAAUAAAGUGAAUCGAGUCGUGUAAAUAUCAGCAAAAUGUGUGAUUUUAUAUUGAAUAAAACACCUUACCACUUGA
Messenger RNA from Anopheles stephensi (Asian malaria mosquito), 2009 nucleotides. RefSeq lists its product as uncharacterized. NCBI's taxonomy places the organism in Eukaryota, Metazoa, Arthropoda, Insecta, Diptera, Culicidae. Bases 81 to 1460 code for a protein of 459 amino acids. The record is from RefSeq and is a predicted model, not a curated record. The transcript is spliced from 5 exons.